GGAAUUCGAUGACGUGGCAUCAUUAACGGUUGAUCAUUGUGGCUUAAUUACAAUAAUUACUGUUGCAAAAGUAGAGGAUGUCACAAAAUCCCACCCCGGAUAUGUUCACGCCACCAACCGGACAUGUCCGGCGACCACAGCAGCGCCCGCACCCGAGCUCCUCCACUGCGCUGCACCACACCACGACAGCCGUGGCCGGCACCGCACGCGCCCCAGCCCUGCCUCCCGCACCAUACAUCUCCUCGUCGCUGCCUUGCCAUCUCCACCUCACACGAGCGUGCGCCGUCAUGGUGAUGCCAUGGCCGUCGAAGAUCCUCCAUGCCCGCUGCGCCCCUCCGCCUGGGCCUCGCCGCCGGCCCGGAUCCAGUGGGAAACUUCCGGAGUAGGUCCCCGUCGCCCAGAUCCGUCCGUCCCCAUCGCCCAAGGUCGCCACCUCGUCGGCGCGGCACCCCGCCGCCUGCACCCACCGUCAUAGACGGUGCCCCGAGCACCGCUCGCGUUGACACUGUCGGGCGCUCGCUCACGCCAGCACCCCCUCGCAUGGGCCUCGCCCCGGCUUGCCUCGCCAUGGGCCGCGCCUCCAGCCAGCCGAGCCGUCGACCCAGCCGUGCCCCCCUGCUUGGGCCGCUCAGGCGUCGGCCCAUCUGCUCCCACGCCAACCUAGGCCAUGGCCCGCAAGUUGCAGGUACAGGUAAAGCGACACUUUGACGUGAGCGCGA
Messenger RNA from Hordeum vulgare subsp. vulgare (domesticated barley), 719 nucleotides. Its product is annotated as laminin subunit beta-1 variant-like. The transcript is spliced from 2 exons. The record is from RefSeq and is a predicted model, not a curated record. The coding region runs from base 319 to 708 and encodes 129 amino acids. NCBI's taxonomy places the organism in Eukaryota, Viridiplantae, Streptophyta, Magnoliopsida, Poales, Poaceae.